Molecule: messenger RNA, 3208 nt
Organism: Aplysia californica (California sea hare)
Lineage: Eukaryota; Metazoa; Mollusca; Gastropoda; Aplysiida; Aplysiidae
Product: methylcrotonoyl-CoA carboxylase subunit alpha, mitochondrial
Exons: 18
Coding region: 163-2286 (707 amino acids)
Cellular component (GO): mitochondrion
Molecular function (GO): metal ion binding; methylcrotonoyl-CoA carboxylase activity; ATP binding
Source: RefSeq, a predicted model, not a curated record
UUAGUCCUUCAACCAACACCAACACUCAACACUCAACAGUUCAACAAGUCUUAUUCUGCUUCCAACCGUGACAAGGUCUAGAAAUCUAGAUUCUAGAUCAAAAUUCUAGAGUCAGAGGCUGCCACAAGAAAAAGGGCCACUUCCUGUGCUACCACUUGAAAUAUGUCUUCUUUCCGACCUACUUUAUUUCAGACAGCGGUUAAGGAUUUAAAAAGGCUUAAAUAUUUAAGUCCUUCAAGAUGGGCUUCCAGUGCAGUGGCCUACAAACCAAUCGACAAAGUGCUCAUUGCCAACCGUGGCGAGAUAGCAUGUCGUGUCAUGCGUACAGCACAGAGGCUGGGCAUACAGAGUGUGGCAGUGUACAGUGACGCCGACCGACAUUCCAUGCAUGUGGCGAUGGCUGAUGAGGCAUACAACAUUGGUCCCCCAGCUGCCUCAGAGAGUUAUCUGAGACAAGACAAAAUCUUGGAAGUUGCAAGACGUUCUGGAGCUCAGGCCAUUCAUCCUGGCUAUGGCUUCCUGUCAGAAAAUGUGGAAUUUGCUGAGAGGUGUGAGCAGGAAGGAAUUGUGUUUGUUGGACCCCCUGCUUCAGCCAUCAGAGACAUGGGCAUUAAAAGCACAUCGAAGCACAUCAUGUCAGCCGCAGGAGUCCCCAUCAUCCAGGGAUAUCACGGAGAAGAGCAAUCAGUGGAAAAGUUGCGAGAGGAAGCUGCUCGCAUUGGCUACCCUAUUAUGAUCAAGGCUGUUAGAGGCGGGGGUGGAAAGGGAAUGAGAAUCGCUAUGACCGAGGCUGAUUUUGAGGAGCAACUUCAGUCUGCCAAGACAGAGGCCAUGAAAGCUUUCGGUGACGAAGUAAUGCUGCUGGAGAAGUUUGUGGAGAAUCCCAGGCAUGUUGAAGUGCAAGUGUUUGGGGAUCGCCAUGGCAACCAUGUGUAUUUGUUUGAGAGAGACUGCAGUGUGCAAAGAAGACACCAAAAAGUCAUUGAGGAAGCCCCUGCUCCUGGAUUAACAGAAGAAGUGCGUCGCAGCAUCGGAGAAGCUGCUGUGAGAGCUGCUAAGGCUGUGGACUAUGUCGGUGCCGGCACAGUGGAGUUCAUCAUGGACAAGAACCUGGAUUUCUAUUUCAUGGAGAUGAACACUCGGCUUCAGGUGGAGCACCCAGUCACUGAGAUGAUCACAGGCACCGAUCUUGUCGAGUGGCAGCUCAAGGUGGCAGCUGGAGAGAAGAUCCCACUGCAGCAGGAAGAGAUCACUGUACAGGGUCACGCAUUUGAGGCCAGGAUUUACGCAGAGGAUCCGGACAAUGGCUUCAUGCCCGGGGCAGGGCCACUGCUGCAUCUGAGCACUCCGGCUCCUGAUGCUGACCUACGAAUUGAGACUGGAGUCCGGCAGGGUGACGAGGUGUCAGUCCACUAUGACCCGAUGAUUGCCAAACUGGUCGUGUGGUCUGACGACAGACAGUCAGCACUCAAGAGGACUUUAGCUGCUUUGAAGGACUACCAUGUCGUGGGUCUCAGCACCAACAUCCAGUUCCUCAUGGCCCUGUCCUCUCACCCGGCGUUCCAGGCGGGCGAUGUGGACACAGAAUUCAUCCCUCGAUAUCAAGAAGAGUUGUUCCCCCCUCGCAGCCUGUCGGCAUCGGCCCUGUCACAUGCGGCUAUUGCCAUGACUGUCGCGCACCGUGCCAGAACCAGUGAUGACAUGCUGUUAAGCAAAGAUUGCUACUCUCCUUUUGGACUGAACUUCGGAGUUCGUGUCAACGCAGCACCAUCUUUUGUUCUCCGACUGAAAGAUGGUGACACUGAACAUAAACUUAGCCUGACAGAGGGUUCUGCUGGAACUUGGCAGAUCGGCAUCAACGACGAAUCCCCUCUGAUGGUCAGUGACAUCAGCGUGUCAGAGGUUGCUGAUGGCAAACUGACAGUCAAGUGUUGUGUGGAUGGAGUUGUCUCCUCCUCCACUAUCCUGCUCAUGGGGGACUCAAUACAUCUGUUCACUGUGGAUGGCAAGCACAGCCUGGAGAUUCCCAUCCCAGAGUACCAAAAGGCGGCGACGGGCACUGGCAGCAUUGAUGACCCCGUGGCUCCGAUGCCUGGCGUAGUGGAGAAAGUGGUGGCCGAACCCGGGGCUGCUGUACAGAAGGGAGAUCCUCUGGUGGUCAUGAUUGCCAUGAAAAUGGAGUAUGUAAUUAGAGCUUCCCGCGACGGAAUUGUGGAGAAAGUGUACUACAAACCAGGAGACACAGUGUCCAAAGGCACCGUCCUGGUUCAUUUGCAAGAAGAGUAGUGACGAGGAGAUGGAGCAGACUUGGACAUUGCUAGCUGGACAGUCUGAACUUUUUUGACAAACGGCAGUCUUAAGUCACAUGGUUUUGUCUCCAUACAUUAUUUUUGUAAAUGAAAUGUGUGGGGUUUGACAAUUUGAAAUGUCUGGCUGCAUAAGGUUUCUGUAGAAAUUUUGACUUGUUUCAUUCAAGAAUUGGCAGCUUGGGGCUAUUGAUCCUGUUCUAUUGGUAGAUCGACCUGCAUAGGAUGAAAACUGCACAGAAGGAAGCCCUGCCAGUUGUGUAUGCUGUUGAAUUUACUGAUAAAUUGAAUAGGAGUCAAAUCUGUUCAGCUGAGCUACGUUUUUUUAAAAAAUAGAGCUUAAGUUGCCUUGCCUCUACAUUAACAUGUGUAUGGCCAUUAGCUAAAACCUGGGGGAUUUUGUCAUUCUUCUAAAAAGCCUAACACAGCUUCAAACAAAGCAGUAGAUAUUUAAACCCUAUGACUUAAGUCUGUUUUUUAAAAAGUGGUCUGAGUGUCCGUUUUUGAAUUGUCCUCUCGGGUAUUUGACCUAUUCUUUUCCAACAGAUUUUAUUCUAAAUGCAGCUCUUUUUAAUGUGAUAUUGAGGAGACAAGCUGGAUAUUGAAUGCUUGGAAGCACAUUUGCUGAGAGUCUUUUUGUUAUUGUUUAUUGAUAAAUCAUAGACUAAGAUGGGUAAAUUAACAACCUACCAGAUGGGGUUUGGGUCAUUUUGAAGGUGAAACAAAAGGAGUGUUAUGAGUGUGAGUGUCACUGGUGAUAGAUAUUUUACCCUCGAGGCAUUGGUUAUAUAUUUAAGUAACAGCAUGAUAAGGCUUUAUGAAUUUAUAAGCAGGGAUGCCAAAUCUCCGGGGGGGGGGGGGUUCCGUUUUUUUCAUACACUUGCAAAGGAAAGGUGAAUGGU